GAGAACUGUCUUACAGAUGAUAUCAGCGUAUCUACGUGGAAGGAGCAGGUUUUCCUGUCACAUAGCGCUUUGCUGGCAAAGAGCUGCCAGGCUGCCAUGGAGCUUGCAAAGCACAGCGCUGAGAUCCAGGACAUGGCAUUUCAGUAUGGAAAGCACAUGUCUAUGAGUCAUAAGCUACAUUCAGACCUUCAGCCAUUUGUUAAAGAAAGUUCCAGUGACGCCAUGGCCUUCAGUUUGAAUUCUGCUCCUGCAAUCCUUCAUCAGGAAUUCCUUGGAAGGGAGGCAUGGAUUAAACAGAUCAGAGAGGCACAAGGAAAAGGAAAUGUAAUGGACUACAAGAAGCUGCAGGACACCAUCAAGGCCGGCAAAGGUGUGACUUCUGCCAUCGACCUCUGCCGCUGCCACGGAAACAGAGCGCUGGCGGCCCUGGAGGGCUUCCCUCCCUCCGAGGCCAGGGCCGCCUUGGCCAACAUCGUCUACGCUGUGACCAGGUUUCCCUGA
Molecule: messenger RNA, 501 nt
Organism: Apaloderma vittatum (bar-tailed trogon)
Lineage: Eukaryota; Metazoa; Chordata; Aves; Trogoniformes; Trogonidae
Product: decaprenyl-diphosphate synthase subunit 2-like
Exons: 4
Biological process (GO): ubiquinone biosynthetic process; isoprenoid biosynthetic process
Cellular component (GO): mitochondrion; transferase complex
Molecular function (GO): prenyltransferase activity
Source: RefSeq, a predicted model, not a curated record